Lasiosphaeria miniovina is the source of this 810-nucleotide messenger RNA. RefSeq lists its product as uncharacterized. The coding region runs from base 1 to 810 and encodes 269 amino acids. The transcript has a single exon. Lineage: Eukaryota; Fungi; Ascomycota; Sordariomycetes; Sordariales; Lasiosphaeriaceae. The record is from RefSeq and is a predicted model, not a curated record.
AUGCCGGCAGAGAGCUCCACGUCUGCCUCAGCCUUCGCCAUUCUCUCCAUCCACAAAAACGACAGCCUCCGCUUCCUCCAGUUCCCCGACGACAUCCACACCAACAUCCAGCCCGUCAUACUGGCCACUUGGCCGCUGGGUAUCCAGUCGUCCGGCCCCUAUGCCGAGUCCUACCAGCACAAGCUCAAGGGCAAGCCGUUCGGCUGGACCAACGAGCAGGAAGUCGUAGGCGGGUUUCGCGUGAUGCGCAACGUCCUUGCCUUUCUGCACGAGCAGUCCUGGCAGCUCGUCACGCCCCUCGUCUGCAGCCGCAAGCACGGCGCGAAGGACACGCUCAUCUUCCGGCGGCGGCCCCUGGACGCCGGGCCCCCGGUGCCCAUGGACUGGUUGGCGGUGGCGCUGAUGGGGAGCGACAGGCUCCGCGUCGUCUAUGACGCCAAGGACGUCAAGCUGUCCGGGGGCGCCGAUUCCGACCACGACCAUCUCGGGGUGCUCAUCUCGGGCCUGAAGAAGGCUCUGGAGGCCAUGGACUGCUUCCAGAAGGGCGACUGGAGCUACGACUCGUUCGAGUUCAAGCUCAAGGGCCGCCCGUGGCUGUCCCAGGGCGAGGACGUGGUCAAGUCGCGGCUGCUGCUGCUGCGCAUCGUCGAGACGCUCGACUCAUCCGGGUGGCGGUCGUGCUGCAGCGUGCUCCAGCGCACCGGCAACGACGACUUUCGCAUGGCAGACACGUGGUACUUCAUGCGGCCAAGGACUCAAGCAGGCGGCGGCAACGAGACGGCGAGCCUGCCGCGGCCGGGAGCUGCGUGA